This is a messenger RNA of Podarcis lilfordi (Lilford's wall lizard), 12425 nucleotides long. The record is from the annotation of a GenBank genome assembly. Lineage: Eukaryota; Metazoa; Chordata; Lepidosauria; Squamata; Lacertidae.
AUUGGGCUUCCUCCAAUACUAGCUGUUUGUUAGUCCAGCCUUGGCUGGGAAGAUGUGGAUUUGGCCAGCGGAAGAGGGCGUGGAUUGGCCAAUCUGAGGGCAGCGCAUAAAAUGACCUCUGGAACUGCUCAGCACAGCAUGUCCACAGGGAGAAGAGAGAGAUCUAGACAGAAAAUCCUGACUGGAUUAGCUACGGCACUGGUCAAGACUCCAGUUCCUUCGCCCAUCUGAGCUACACAGGUCUGUAUUGUGCUGAGCUGUAAAUGUUUGCAUGAUUGCCUGCUGGCAAGCCCCAGAAAACAUGCUGGGAUUUACCUCCAAGUCAACAUGCCUAGAUUUCCACUGCAGGCCUUUUUCUGCAUCAUCCUAUUAUAAGGUAGCAUAGCAAUGUAUCAUUUUACCUGUUUAGUAUAAGUCUGCUAUGUGCUAGUUGUUGUAUAGGGAAUAUAGGAUAGAGAUGGUCCCAGAUGGGAAAGUGUACCCUUCCCAGGCAGGGAAGGGGAUUUUGACCAUAAGUAGCAGGGAUGGGAUAUGGGGAAACCUGCAGAAGCAGAGAUGGGACCUGGGUCGACUCUGUUAUCUUUCCCAAAUGUAGUCUGAAGGCACCUGGGGCCAUUGUUGGGCUGACACUGGAUCUGGCCAGAGCCCGGAAGUUUACUGCAGAGUCGCGUCGUAUGGCAGAAUUAUCAUUAACAUUAUCAUUAUCAUUAUCAUUAUCAUUAUCAUUAUCAUUAUCAUUAUUUAUAUCCCGCCCAUCUGGCUGGGUUUCCCCAGCUGCUCUGGGCAGCUUACAGUGUAUAUAAAAACAUAGUAAAACGUCAAACAUUAAAAACUUCAGGGCUACCUGAAGGUAGAGAUAUACAUGUAAGAAAAUAAUCUGGAGGAAAACUCCUCUGCCUAUCCCCCAGAAAAUAAGUUUAAGAAGAUUGUCCAUAAGUUAUAGCACACUUUUGCUGGUGGGGGCGAUCUGGGAAGGUUUCCCCGCUCUCCACAAGGGGAAAGAAGGAAGCAGUUUGGAAGACUGGAAGAUUAUGACAGGCAUUUGAAAAGUUUCUACAACUGGUUAAUGUUAGCGACUGUGGUACAGUCUCUGCUGCUUCUCCACGAAAAUGUCAAAGAAUAGAUUUCUAUUCCUAUGACGUAGAACAUUUAUUAUAGGCUAGCAGCCUCAUACCUGGCAUUGCUCAGGAAUUCUGAGACACCGAAAAACAACAACCCCAAAAGAAAAAAAACCAGCUCUGUUGUGAAAGGUUCAGCCCACGACCUUGAUUCAAAUUGGCAUCCACUUGUCUCCAAAGAGAGGCAAAAACCUGCUCCUUGAUCUCAAUAGCCAAUGUGCAAAAUUCAGUGAUGAUACUUUAAGAAGUGUCCAGAUGCAGAACAAACAAACAACUUCCUCGAACUUUCCAAAAUAUAUAGCAGAUGGAGAAUGUGUUUUUAUUGACUAUUGCAAGUUCAUUGACAACCAGUAAUGAAAGGUCAUUGGCAAUCAGCUCGGUGCCUGAGAACAGAAAAAAGCAGAAAGACACUGAAAACGGCAAGGCAAGUAAGAAGCAGAUGGAGGGCUUUGUGAAAGGAGCAGCGGUUAAAUUAAAAAUAAUAGCAAAUGCAUUUUUAAUGGUCGUAUGAAUCAGCCCCAACUAAGGAAGGUCAUGCAUUGCCUCCAUAUACAUGGUAUCUAGCUGUUUUAGAAUAAUAGAACUGUAGAGCUGGAAGGGACCCCGAUGGUCAUCUAGUCCAGCCCCUGCAAUGCAGGAAUCUCAACUAAAGCAUCACUGACAGAUGGCCACCCAAUCUCUGCUUUAAAAACCUCCAAGGAGGGAGAGUUCACCACCUUCCGAGGGAGUGGUAGUUUGAUUUAACAACCAUGAAAGCUGGUAUUACUCAUAGUAGCAUCCCUAUAGACUAGAGCUGGGGAAACUGUGGCCCUCCAAGAGUCUUUGGACUCCAUGUCCUAUCAGCCUCAGCCAGACUGGUCAAUGGUCAGGCCCCCAGCUGGCUCCAGCCCACCGGCCAGUUGCCGGCCGAACUCCAGUCCUUGGUUCUGCAUCAAAACUGUGACUCAGAGCUUCAGAAGCCUUUCAGAAGCUGAGCACACAAGCCAGCAGAGUAAACAAAUUUCGCAACAGAAAGGCAGAUAGAGGCAUAUGUAAAGCGUAUUUACAAGCAGUUUAUUCAGCAUACAUCAGGACAAAGGAAAAAACAUGUCUUCCCCCUUUCGUGUCCGAGCAAGAAGCAUAAGCAAAAGCUAUACACAACGGAAGUUCCCAGCAAGCUGUGCUGGAAGGUAAACAUGCAUGUGACACACAACAAGCAUGCCUGUUCCUUUUAAGGUGGAACGGAAUGUUCUGACAUCCUCCCCCUUUCCGUGUAACCUGUUUCACCUGUGGUUCAACCCAAUUGCAACUGCUGUACAUAAACCUUAAGUUGUUCUCUGUUAACAACCUUAGACAACAGAUCUGCAGGAAUUUCGUUUCCUGGCAUGUAGGACACCUGAAUGAGUCCUUUCUGAACACACUCUCUUGCACGAUGUAACUUAAUCUGCAAGUAUUUGGUUCUUUGCUUGCAACUCUCUGAGUUCAGCAAAGCCAAACACAGACUUUCACCCGCUAACCCUGCCUCCUGGGCUGUCCUUUGGCUCAUUUCAGGAGGGUUUCUUACCCGUCCACCCUGUCUCCAUUUGCCAUGUCGCUGAUGGGAAUCCUGGGCACCAUCUCGGCUGCAGAAGCCCUCAUCGCCAUUGCUGUUUUCUGCCUGAUCUUCAUCGCUAUCAAAUCCCUCCGGACGCAGGUGCCACAGGGCCUAAAGAGUCUCCCAGGGCCAUGGGGCUACCCAUUCAUUGGCAACAUGUUGGAUCUGGGGCAGAACCCCCACUUGAGUCUGACGCAAAUGAGCCAGAAGUACGGAGAUGUGAUGAAGAUCCAUAUUGGCAUGAGGCCAGUGGUAGUGCUAAGUGGCCUUGAGACCAUCAAGCAGGCCUUGGUGAGGCAAGGAGGAGACUUCAUGGGCCGCCCUGACCUGUUCAGCUCCCGCUUCGUGUCAGGAGGCAACAGCCUGGUUUUCGGCACAGACUCUGGGGAGGUGUGGCAGAUGCGCCGGAAACUGGCCCAGAGUGCCCUCAAAAGCUUCGCUGCUUCCCCCAGCCCUGACUCCUCCUCCACCUGCCUAUUGGAAGAGCACGUCUCCAAAGAGGCCACCUACCUGGUGAUGAAACUGCAGCAGGUGAUGCUGGAGAAGAAGAGCCUCGACCCUUACCGGUACCUGGUGGUCUCUGUGGCCAACGUCAUCAGUGCCAUUUGCUUUGGCAAGCGCUACAGACAUGAAGAUGAGGAGCUGCUCAGCAUAGUGAAUGUGAGCGAGGACUUUGGGGAGUUUGCAUCCUCCGGCAACCCGGCUGACUACAUCCCUGCCCUCCAGUACCUCCCAAGCAACAACAUACAGAAGUUUAAGGCCAUCAACCAACGCUUCACUACCUUCCUGCAGAAGAUCGUCCAAGAGCACUAUGAGAGCUUCAGCAAGGUAAGGGAUGCAGGGAACUGCUUCAUGCCAGGUUGGGCUAUAAGUCCUUCAGGCUCACCAUUGUCCAUUCUGACUGGCAGCAGUGGUUCUCCAUGGUUCCAGGCAGGAAAUAUUUCCAGCCCUUCCCUGCAAUGCCAGUGGGGACUGAACCGGAGAUCUUCUACCACUGAGCUAUGACUCUUCCCUAUAUAAUGGACUAAGGCAGGCAUAGGCAAACUCAGCCCUCCAGAUGUUUUGGGACUACAACUCCCAUCAUCCCUGACAGACUGGUCCUGCUAGUCCCAAAACAUCUGGAGGGCCGAGUUUGCCUAUGCCUGAAAUAAGGACUUCCCAGAUAGGCCAUGAAAUGUCAUGCCCUCCAUGUUACUUUUCUUCCACCUUCUGGUUGCAUUUCAUCUUGUACGGGAUGGCCACCACAUGUUUGGUUGUUGUUAAAAAACAAAACCAGAGUCAACACUAGAAAAACUGCGAUGAAAUUUCAUUUUAAGAGUGCAUGCCCAUUAAAAUCCAAUGAAAAUGCAUGCUUUAACAAAUACAGGCUGUCCUUGCUGUCAAAUCACAAGAGCAGCACCAGGAAAAAAGCUGGGAAGUCAAGAACUGGCUUCUAACCACCAUAAUUGUGAACUGAGUCUCUAUUCCUUCCCAGGACAACAUCCGGGACAUCACAGACUCCCUCAUCGACCAAAGCCAAGAAAACGCAAAGCUCCAACUCUCAUCUGAAAAAGUAGUGACCCUCGUCAAUGACCUAUUUGGGGCAGGUAAGGAGGUUUCGAGAAAAUAUCUGAAGGGCUUCCCCAUGGAAGAUGGAGCAAGCUCGUUUCUUGUGCUCCAGAGGGAGGUUCAGAACCAAUGGAUUCUAAUGACAUGAAAGGAGGUUCCAACUAAACAUUCAGAAGAUCUUUCUGAUGAUAAGACCCAUUGAACAGGUUUCCUUUGAAGGUUGCAUGACCCUCUGUCAGGGAUUCUUGAGCUGUGAUGAAUUGGUUUCCCAGUACCAAGUACAGUGGUACCUCGGGUUACAGACGCUUCAGGUUACAGACUCCGCUAACCCAGAAAUAGUACCUCGGGUUAAGAACUUUGCUUCAGGAUGAGAACAGAAAUCGCAUGCCAGCAGCAGGAGGCCCUAUUAGCUAAAGUGGUACCUCAGGUUAAGAACAGUUUCAGGUUAAGAACGGACCUCCAGAAGGAAUUAAGUUCUUAACCUGAGGUACCACUGUAAUUGUAAGGUAGCUCCCCAAUUCUCUUUGGUCUGUCUUGAAUCUCCCCACAGUCUGGUUCUUUGGAUGAACCUGAGCUCUGGUAUUAUGAACAUCUGGGAGACGUACAGAUAUGUGUCCCCAUUCUCAACAGCAUGUCUAAUUAUAUACACACUCACUCAGAUGGAAACUAUUGAGACUUGGAUACUAUUUAAUUGAUGCAGACUAAAAUUAUAUUCACCUUUAAAAAAGGAGGUUAACUUUUUUAAAAAGAGGCUUUUGGGUUGUCGUUUUGUUUUAAAAAACACUGCUCUGUUUCCCCCCCAGGGUUUGACACAGUGACCACAGCCUUGUCCUGGUGCCUCAUGUAUCUUACUGUCUAUCCAGAAAUCCAAAAGAAGAUUCAGGAAGAAAUAGGUAAAACUUUGUUUAUAAUAAUUCACACGUCUCUUUGGCAGACUGGAUCCCAGUUUCUUUCUCUCCUCUUUAACCUGGAUGGCUUUAAAAGACAAAUUCAUGGAGGAAAGGACUCUCAGUGGCUGCUAGCUGCAAUGGCUGCCUCCACAGACAGAGCCAGCAAUACUUCUGAAUACCAGUUGUUGGAAACCAGAGGAGGGGGGAAGGCUCCUGUGCUGGAGUCCUGCUUGCUGGUUUCGCAGAAUGGGCAUCUGGUUGGGCCCUGAGAGAACAGGAGGCUGGACUAGAUGGGCCACUGGCCUGAUCCAGUGGAGUCUUCUGAUGUUCUUAUGCUUAACCUGUAGAUGAGAGCAUUGGCCGAGAGCGCAAGCCCCGGCUGUCGGACCGUCCCCAGAUGCCUUACACUGAAGCCUUCAUCCUGGAGGUGUUCAGGCACUCCUCCUUCCUGCCCUUCACAAUCCCUCACUGGUAAGUCCUGAGCCUUCCAAAGAGACAAGCAAACUGUGGCAUUUGUGUGACAUCAUACUGGGUUCAUAGGGAAAGGGGUAGCUAAUUGUAAAAUGACUAACCAACGGGAACCCAGGGGGAGGAGUUAACUGUGUAUAAGGUUUAAGCACAGAGGGUUUUUAGUGAGUUAGAGUUGUUCAGAAGACAGUCUGGAGUUAGAAGAGACAGAGAAGAUAAGCCUGUGGGUUGGGCUAGUCUGGUGGGAGAGAGUGAGAGAAUUUGUUAAGAGGAGUCAGUCAAACAGUUGAGAUAAUCAGUCAGAAGGUACAGGCCGGUAAAGAAACUAAAGUUAAGAUACUGACAGGAAUAUUACCUGAGAAACCAUAAACUUGUUAAUGUUUGUAAAAUGAACUUGUGUUUUUUUGGUUCACUUUUAACAACUGACUGGACUCAGUGUUUUACCAGAGAGUAAUGGGUUGGUGGCAGUGGGGAAGUGAGCACAGUGGUGGCACAGGGAUCAAUAGGCCAUUAAACGUCCAGGGACCCUGUGUGAUCGCCACACAAACCCAUCCCAAUUCCCCAGCUCAUGUCCAUGAGGGGCCUCACCCUCAGCCUGUGCCUUCCUUGUGUCUACAUGGGGUGGGCCAUCUGGUAUGGAAUUAGCAGCAUUUUCAGGGUUUUCACCUUUCAAAAAUGAAGAAAACUCCAGGUCUUCAUGAUCAGGGAGAGAAAUGUCUGAGAUAGGGUUACCAGACAUCCCCAUUUCCCAGGGACAGUUCCAGGAUUUGCGAAUAAGUCCCGGACAAAUUCCAUCCCCGGAAUGUCCCCGGAUUUCAUCUGAUGUCCCUGGGAAAUGCAGCAGCUGCAGUCUCAGCAGCCCAGAGCAGUUGGCUCUGUCUGGCUUCAGGAGCUGCUCGGAAGUCCCCAUAUGAUGGUGGUGCAGGGGGCCUAAGAUGCAGCUUUUGGGCUGCCUCCACCCUCCCUGACUCCAGCAACUAAGCUGUGAAGGGAGGCUUCAUGCUGCCUAUUGGAGCAGCCUCCCAACUCCUACUUGCGUGCAUCAGGAGGGGGCAGGGAUCUCUCAGCUGUGAAGCGAGGCUUCACGCUGCCUAUCAGAGCUUGCGUGCAAGCAGGAGGGGACACGGAUCUCUCUUAGAGAGCCAGUGUGGUGUGGUGGUUAAGAGCGGUAGUCUCGUAAUCUGGGGAACCGGGUUUGCUUCCCCGCUCCUCCACAUGCAGCUGCUGGGUGACCUUGGGCUAGUCACACUUCUUUGAAGUCUCUCAGCUCCACUCACCUCACAGAGUGUUUGUUGUGGGAGAGGAAGGGAAAGGAGAAUGUUAGCCGCUUUGAGACUCCUUAAAGGGAGUGAAAGGCGGGAUAUCAAAUCCAAACUCCUCUUCUUCUUCUUCUUCUUCUUCUUCUUCUUCUUCUUCUUCAGUUAGGCAAUGGGAAGCCUUCCUUCCCAGCUGAGGGAUCCCCGCCCCCUCCUGCUUGCAUGCAAGUAGGAAUGGGAUUGGGGAAAGGAGGCAUCGCGCUGCCUGAAAGAUCCCUGCCCCCUGCCUGCCUUCCAUGCCUGACCCACCGCACACCGCUUCCCCACCACCACCACCGAAGAACCAACAACUCAGGGGCUGCCCAGGCUCAUGGAGAAAGGAGAAAGGAGCCUCGGAGGAAGGGGAAACAUGGUGGUUGAGGUCAAGGCGGUGGCUGCCCCUCUGCCACCGCUAUCGCUGCAGCAUCAAUGUCCCGAACAUUCAUUCAUUCAUUCAUUCAUUCAUUCAUUCAUUUAAAGUGUCCCCGGAUUUACUGAAAAAAACCUGUAACCUUAGUCUGAGACUGAUCAAUCUUUAAGGACAAUGCAUGGCAACCUAGGAUGAUUGGGGUGGCUUCCUUCUUGUUUUGUCUUUACGGGUGCCUAAUAUGACUUGACCUUGGCCACUGCAGCAGGGGGCAGGGGUUUUUUCAGUGGGGGCAGAUUUGUGCCUUCUGGGGACCAAGCGGAUGGGAUCAGAGGGGAAAUGGGCAGGGUCGGAGAAGACCAAAACUGAAACUGCCCUAUUAAUCUCCAUCCCUUUCCCCAUUGCAUGGCAUUCAUUUCCUUCCUACAGCCUCCCAAAUUCCAUCUGAUAUUCCUUCCACUCUUCCAUCCCUUCAGGUGCUUUGUGGGGUUUUCCCAAUGAAUACAUUUAUUUCCCAUUUCAGUACAACCAAAGACACUGUUUUGAAUGGCUACUACAUCCCAAGGGACCUCUGUGUCUUUGUCAACCAGUGGCAAGUCAACCAUGAUGAGUAAGUGUAUCUCAGCCCUUGGGAAGACAUGUUCCCCACACCUUGUGCAUGCUCACUGUACCCAUCAGUCAUGUUCCUUAGCACUCAUUUAAGCAGGGAUGGGGUAUUGGGUGCUCUCUAGAUACUGUUGUGCUCCAGCUCCCGUAAGUCCCAGCAUGUGUAACCAGUGGUCAGAGAUGAUGUGAGUUGGAGUCCAACGACAUCUGGAGGGCUGCAGGUUCCCCAUCCCUGAUUUUAAGUGUGAAUAUGUUACAGACAUACUGGUAUAGGUUCUGGGUGCCAGAGUUCGUGAGUGCAACUCACCCAAAAUUCUUGGAUUCAUUAAAAGUUAGAAUUGAUCAAAGUUUGGCUAAACUGUGCCAAAGAUGGAAAUCCCUGGGCUUAGUUUAUGUUUACAAGCCAGACCAGCUCACUGAAGGAGGGUCAUUAGGAGGACAGAAGAAGAUGAUGGCCAGUUAUUAACCCUCAAGGAAAGCCAUCAACAAGGCAAAACACUCUCUGCUGAGACCAUACCAGAGAUGGGAGAGGAAGCAUCCAGGAUUGAAGUGGGAGAUGAGCUAAGCGAAAAAGAAAAAAGGGUCGAUUUUGCAAGCUGGAGGGGGUGGGGCAAAGCACAAGACGGUCUGUCUGUUUUAUCCUGCAGAGAGGGUCACACAUGAUGUUUGGGGUCUCUUGGAAUCUGAGGCUGCAGCCGUGGGCGAAACAAGGCCCUCUUGAGAUGUGACUGCUCUGCAGUCUCACCACCCAGGGGCAGGUUGUAUAUAUGUGUAAAUGAAACCAUAUACCCUAAAGACGCCACAGUCUCCUCUGUGCCUCAUUUCCAAGGGGUUCUCAGACCCUGGGUAAGCCUGGACCCCCGAAAUCUCACACUGCUGUGGAGAUGAGGCAGUGUGUAAGAGAAUGUAUCUUCAACAGCGAACCAGCUUUGGAUUCACCAUUAUGCCUUUUUGAACAGACAUCACAACCUUCCUCAAAAUGUUGAGUUCAAGGGCAGCUGCUUCUCCCUGUUUCCAGUCUAGAAGAGAGAGUCCUAGUUAGCUGCUCCCUCUGGCAGUCGUGAAGCUAGUCCCUGGCCCAAGGAAUGUUAUUUAUUAUUAUUAUUAACAACAACAACAACAACAAGAAGUAGCUUUUUAAAACAAAAAAUAAGGCUUCUGUUGUACUCCAGGUAUUGCUGAAUUCAAUGUCCAUUUAGUCCCAGCCAACAUAGCUAAUGGUCAAGGGUAAGGUGAGGGCACCACAUUGGCCACAUCAGAUCAGUGGCGUAGUGGAGUUUGCUGGCACCCGGGCGCGGAAGUUGAACAAAGUCUGCUGUACCAGCCCAGCCCUCACCACCAGAUAGAAGUGGGGCUGAGCCGUGCUGCCUGCCUGCCUACGUACAGCGGAGCCCAGCCAGUCAACACAGCCCUUGGCAGGUGAAUCCCCCCAGUGCCUGCGGAGAGGAGUGCCAGGCUACACUGGAGUCAUCUCUUGCCUGCCUCCUUCCACCUGUAGCUGCUUGCCAUCGGAGUGAGGGGCCCAGGGACUUGGCGGCAUGGCCUGGCUAGGCUCUGGGGCCCAGAGACCCCCCAGUGGUAGGCAGGGCAGGAUGAGGAUCCCUGGGGGGGGCACCCCCUCAAAAGUGUGUGCCCGGGGCCAUAUCACCCUGCCCUGCCACGCCACACCCCAGUUCAGAGAAAUAGUAAAUAGAUGCACAUGAGAUUAGGGAUUGAUGAAUUGGUCAAUUUUAGUUUCUUUCAGUUAUAUUCUUUUUAAAAUCUUCUUUUAAAAAAUGUCCUCAUGAAAAUAAUUCAACAAAUUUCUCCUUGUAGACACAUAUCUGUAUGAAAUCUUGCCUGACCUACACAUUUUUGCUGAACACUCCUGAUAUAAUGCAUGCAUAUAUCAUUCUCACCAAUAUAUGCAUUCCCAGGCAUGUUUUACCCCAGUUUAAGCAUUUUUCUACUUGGCCAGAGAACUGUGUUACAAAAUUCCGGAAAGUGUGAGUUUAAAGGAUGGCUGUGUUUCAGCUAGUGUAUUGUUUCAGAGUGUCCUUAUGCAAACUGAAUCAAUAUUUUUCUCUCAUCUCUGCUUGAGGCAAGGAGUUUGCAUGCUCUUUCUUUCAUUCAUUCAUUCAUUCAUUCAUUCAUUCAUUCAAAAAAUGCUCCUUUUUCCAGAACCCUUUGGGAAUCCCCUUCCUCCUUUAAGCCAGAGCGAUUCCUGACUGCCAACGGGAAGGGCAUCAACCGGGAUGAGAGCGAGAAGGUCCUGGCCUUUGGCCUGGGGAAGAGGAGGUGCAUUGGAGAGCCUCUUGCCCGGUGGCAGGUCUUCCUCUUCCUAGCCACUUUGCUCCAGCAACUGCAGUUCAGUAUCCCGGACGGGGUGAAGGUGGACAUGACCCCUCGCUAUGGCCUCUCCAUGAAGCACAAGCGAUGCGAGCACUUCCAAGUAAAACAGCGCUUCCCACAGAGUAGCCAUGAGUGAGCGGCAAAGACACAACUCCGUGUAAGGGGUGGGGAGGAACACAUCUAUGUGUGCAUUAGGGUGGUUCAUAGCAAACUUCUUUUUUUUUUGAAAAUGUCUGCUCCAAAAGUCUUAUCGUACUACACUAGGGAUAUCUGAAAUUUUAUGCCUAUCAGUCAAUGUAUUGACCCUCCUCCACGAAAAUAGCUGUUUAUUUGGCCGUUUUCCUAUGUCGUGAAGGCUGAAAUUUCAAUUCAGCAGAGCAGGGUCAAGACAUAAACUGAUAUGCAUGAAAUUUCAGAUAUACUGCAGCUAUAUAAUCCCUAGUGUAGUAAGAUAAGACCUUUGGAGCAGGCAUUUUAAAAAAAAGGUUUUUUAUGAACCGCCCUAGUGUUCAUGCCUGUGCAGAGGCAUCUUGCAUCUAUUACUUAAAAAAAAAGCAAGCAAAGAUUAAUUAUGCUGGGGGAAAUGCACUGAAAUGUUCAUUUCAGGAGAAAUUCACACAAGAAUGUUGGUGAGUUUUCACAAGGAAUUAAAGGUAUAUCUAAUCGCAAACUGAUUUACUUAUUUUAUUUUAUUUAUUAAAUUUAUAUACUACCCUUCACCUGAUGAUCACAGGGCGGUUCACAAUAUAAUGUUGAAAUAGGAAGAAUGGAAAUUCAGGUUGGAAAUUAAGAAACGCAGAGAAACUUAAAUGGACAGGCCUACCCAUCCCUACCCCUGGCGUAGAUCAUAACUUCCCAUUGUACUGAACAAACAGACAUAUUGUCUGUCCAACACACCCAUUAUAAGCAGCAAUCCGAUGUGCACUUACUUGGGAGUAAGAAAAGUUGACUUCUGUGAGUUCCAAUGCAAAAUGGCCUGGUUUUGCAACUCCAGUAGCUGCUGUGUAGAUCAAAAUUCAUUUUUUUCCUUUGAAUAUUGUGCUUUUUUGCGACUGAGGUCUCAGCUUGGAAGAUGUAACAAAGAGCAUUACAAAAUAUAUAUUUUAGACUGAAGUACUUUAGAAACAAUGUGUAUGUUUCCAUAAAAUAGAUAAUUAAAUAUAGAGUGUGUGAGUUUCUCCAUCCCUGAGCCAAAAAAUUUUUGAAGCAUUUAUUUUUUAACUAAGAGGAGACAAAAAUCACGUCUUGUCCAACACACUGCUUGAUGCAGGAAAUCCAGAAAAAGAGCAUUGCCACCAAACUGUCUCCCAGCCUCCUGCAGAGUGAGAUUUCCCAAGCUGAACCAACAGCGCCACAGUCUGCCCCAUUGCAAGCAUUGCAAGCUGUCUGGGCUCAGAGCCAAAUGACUCAUCACGGUGCAAAUUAAACAUUUCUUAAACGAAAACAAACACGUGUCUACCCCAACCCACUCCCUUCCUCAGCUUGCUCCCUUCUGGAAGACACAGCCCUUUGCUAGGUCAACCAAGUAAUCAGAGGGCACUAAUAUGGUGCAAAAUAAUAGAGAGUGAAAACAAAAGAGUAGGGUUGCUUGUUUUUUUUUACCAGGGCUGGGAAAUAAGACUGGGAAGAUCCAGAGAGGAAACUUCUUCCUGCAUGCAAAGUUUGGAGAAGACCUCUGGGUGAGGACCACCAAACCAGUCUUUCCCACCAGCCUUUGCACACAGAUUGUCCCAAAGAGACAUAAGCUUCAGGAUGCAGUGCAGGGGAAGGCGGAGGGAGGGAUAAAUGAGGAGGCCACUCACUCUCAGUAUUGUUUCUGGAGAGCGUGCAAAUGGUCCACAGAGUCCCAGAGGGCAGGCGGUAUCUUGAGGAUAUGAAACAUCAUAUUUGGUUCUGCAUGAGCAUCACUGUGGUGAAACACACUGAUUAGUGUCUCACAGGUGUGUCUCAGCAGUACAUACAAAUUUAGGGUUAAGAGGAAGGAAGGAAGGAAGGAAGGCUGGAAGGAAGGCCUAGGCUGGGACUCACCUGUGCAUGGCCUCACCUGUGCAGGUAACAAAAGCAUAGGACUUGCCACUAUCUCUCUCUCUCUGACUAUAUUCAUCGAAGAAGCAACAUCUGCUUAGCCUAAGAUGUUCUCUUGGCUUCCAACCAAGAGAGAACAAAGGGUCUAUCUCUAUGGGAUAGAUUCCAGGUAUAUUACUUUUGUAACUUAAGUCUGCCUUCUGG